This is a messenger RNA of Ostreococcus tauri, 1176 nucleotides long. Its product is annotated as Protein of unknown function DUF2358. Lineage: Eukaryota; Viridiplantae; Chlorophyta; Mamiellophyceae; Mamiellales; Bathycoccaceae. The coding region runs from base 1 to 1176 and encodes 391 amino acids. The record is from RefSeq and is a predicted model, not a curated record. The transcript has a single exon.
AUGGCGCGCGCCGGAAGCGCGCUCGGCGCCCCGGCGCGCGUCGGUGGCGUCGCGCGCGCGCGCGGCGGCGGUGGACGACGCGCACGGGGAUUCGAUCGGGGAUCCGAUCGUGGCGCGCGAGAAUUCGCGCGCGUCGACGCGCCGGGGCGCUCGAUCGAGGGCGAACGAGCGGUGCGCGCGCGGGCGUUACCGCAGGCGUUCGAACCCGCGUGGUGGGCGACGCAAUUGGGGACGUGCGGGGUGAUCUUGGCGGCGUACGCCGCGACGCGCGGGCGGAGCGAGGACGAGGGCGACGAGAACGAGGAGUGUCCGAAGUGCGAGGGCAGUGGAAGAGCCGCGUGCGCGUGCACGCGGUGGAGCUCCGAUGGUGAAGGGUGUGGAACGUGUGGGUACACCGGAAUCACGGCGUGUCCGGCGUGUCGAGGCGGCGGACGGGCGGUGCGGGUGACGGUGAAGAUUGAGGUGCCCACGGAGGAGGCGGAGCGUGCGUAUGAGCGAGAUCGAUCCGGGUUGAGCGCGCGCGAGGUGAAUGAGGAGGCAAGAAAAGCGUUGAGUCUGACCAUGUGCCCGGCGAUCAUGGACUCCGCGCGCGCGAGAGGAGGAUCUCAGGGACAAGGCGACGACGACGAACCGAGCUCGAGCAAGGAUGAUGACUUCUACGCCCAGUCGGGCGAGGCGAUUCGCAUCUUACGCGAGGAUUACCCCGACAUGUUGAAGAGGGAACCUCGUUGGAGCAUCUACCGAGAUAACAUCGGGCUCGUGGACGAAACGAUGACGUUCGCCGGUCCAGGAAGAGAUGGCAGAGGCGGGAUCAUGGCGUCAAACAAGAAUGAGUACAAGCGGGUGUUCAAGAUUGUUCGCAUCGUUGCCGCCGUGUUGUUUUCCAACAGCACGAUCGAGGUCUCGCGGAUUUGGUCACCCUUGGGAUCGUCCGGUCUUCGCACGAUUCGCGUGCGAUGGGCCGUCCGAGGGAAGCUUCGCUUGGUCAGUUCGCUCGGCGCCGACGAGGCGCGCUUCGACGGCAUUUCCGAAUACAAACUCGACUCAAAGGGUUUCAUCUACGAACAUAAAAUCACUGAUCUCGAUUGGGACGUGGCUGCGCUGCGCGAACGCGUGGUAAACAUGAUGCGCGCAGCGACGGCGCAGCGCCAACCAAUCGGCAGCGGGGACUGGUGA